UUGAGCUGGAUAGAGGGACCUAACGUCGCGCCGUCAUCGUCGCUGGCGAUUUAUGCGCCUGCCGUUCAGUAUGGCUUUGGUUUCUUCUAGCAUCGGUAGUAGGUACUAGAAGCACACACCCUCCGUCGUCGUAACAUUGGAAAAACAAGAGUGAAUCAUCGGAUUUAUCACCUUCUCCGCCAGUAGGUGCCGCCAUGUGGAAAUCGAACUGACACAGAUUUAGUGAUUACGCAGCUAAUAACGUGCAGUUCAAAUCUUUUUGAGAUGUGCAAUAAGGAUUCCGUUCGAUCACGUUUCCCUCGCGUCUUAAUGGACGUUACGAAAAGUGUUGGAUCAAGUGUGAGAUGUGCAAUCUAGUUAGCAUCGAUGUGACGCGGACAAGUGUCUCCUUAUCGGUGAAAUAAACUUCACCAGAUAUCGUCAAAGUGUGCCUUGCGUUUAUCAGUCGAUACGCGCCCCGCCCCGCACAGCCUACCAUGAUUAGGAAAAUGAAACGAAAUCGCAUGAUGUUGUGCCUGCUGUUUGUGGUGUUUUGUUUGCUAGUGACCGCCAAUUUUUUGAUUCACACCCAGUGCCUAAAGCCUUCGAUCAGCUACUACAAGAUCUUGGAAGAUCACAUACGCGAUCGCCGGUUAGAAGACCGGUCCAAGUACAUCCUGUUGUACACGAACUUCUUCGACGUUAAGAACUGGAAACUGUCCGCGGAAACCGUUGGACCGGAUUAUUUCCGAUCGCUAGAAUGCCCGGUAACGGAUUGUGUCCUGACCAACAACCGGGAUCUGCUGUCCACCGUAACGGACUACGACGCACUUGUGUUCCACAUUGCCGAACCUUGGGCGUACUCGCUGUUCGAAAAGGUGCCCAAGCUUCGCUCGCCGAAUCAGAUCUACGUCGCCGCCAACAUGGAAUCUCCUGCUCAUACAAAGCAUCUGCUAGGCGGCGAUCACCACUUCUUCAACUGGACCAUGACCUAUCGGCUGGACUCGGACGUCGUGUGGAACUACAACAACUUCGUCGAUGCGGAAACUGAAGUCGUGGUGGGUCCUAGCGAGCGACCCCAGUGGCGGAGGGACUUUGAGGAGUACUACAACGAAACUGUUCUGGGAAUCGUCCUGGAAAAGACCAAAAUGGGAGUUCAAUUCGUUUCCCACUGUGGAACCAUUUCCAAGCGGGACGACUUGGUUCGGGAGAUUCAGAAGCUGAUGUCGGUGGACAUCUACGGAAAAUGUGGAACCCUGGAGUAA
Aedes albopictus (Asian tiger mosquito) is the source of this 1244-nucleotide messenger RNA. Its product is annotated as alpha-(1,3)-fucosyltransferase C-like. Lineage: Eukaryota; Metazoa; Arthropoda; Insecta; Diptera; Culicidae. Gene Ontology annotation, molecular function: fucosyltransferase activity. The record is from RefSeq and is a predicted model, not a curated record. The transcript has a single exon. Gene Ontology annotation, cellular component: membrane. Bases 477 to 1244 code for a protein of 255 amino acids.